Molecule: messenger RNA, 3947 nt
Organism: Epinephelus moara (kelp grouper)
Lineage: Eukaryota; Metazoa; Chordata; Actinopteri; Perciformes; Serranidae
Product: protein ILRUN-like
Exons: 5
Coding region: 91-963 (290 amino acids)
Biological process (GO): macroautophagy
Cellular component (GO): phagophore assembly site
Molecular function (GO): ubiquitin binding
Source: RefSeq, a predicted model, not a curated record
CUCGGCCCUGUUGUUGAGUUUAUUAUGACAAGUCGAGGCCUCGGACUAAAUUAGGAGCGUAGCCCCCGUCUCUGUCCGGGCGAAUCCGCGAUGGAGGGCAUGGACCUGGACCUGGACCAGGAGCUCAUGCAGAAAUUCAGCUGCAUGGGCACGACGGACAAAGAUAUCCUAAUAUCGGAAUUUCAGAGGCUCCUCGGGUUCCAGCUAAACCCCGCCGGAUGCGCCUUCUUUCUGGACAUGACCAACUGGAAUUUACAAGCAGCCAUCGGAGCCUACUAUGACUUUGAGAGUCCCAACAUCAGUGCGCCGUGCAUGUCCUUUGUGAAGGAUGUGACGAUUGGUGAGGGUGAAUCAGUUCCACCGGACACACCUUUCACAAAGACCUGGAGAGUACAGAACACAGGUGCAGAGUCAUGGCCUCCUGGAGUUUGUCUGAAGUAUGUUGGAGGAGAUCAGUUUGGUCAUGUAAACAUGGUGAUGGUGCGGUCUUUAGACCCUCAGGAAAUGGCUGAUGUUAGCGUGCAGAUGCAGAGCCCCGCGUCUCCCGGCAUGUACCAGGGCCAGUGGAGAAUGUGCACAGCCACCGGACUUUACUAUGGAGAUGUCAUUUGGGUGAUCCUGAGCGUGGAGGUUGGAGGCCUUCUCGGCGUCACACAGCAGCUUUCCUCUUUUCAAGCUGAGUUCAACACCCAGCCACACCGCACCCUGGAAGGAGACUACAACCCCUUCGCCUCGCCAGAGAAGAGCAAGUGCCCCAACAGCAACAACAACAGCCUCCAAGAUGCCAGCAGUCACAUGGUUGCAGGGGAACAUUGGCAGGACAACCCCGACCAGCUGCAGCAAGAUCAGAAUGGACUUUCACACAACUCUGUGGAUAUAGUAGCAAACAGUCUACAAAGCAAUCUAUCAGUAGUCUCUUAUAACCAGGGUAUACAGGAGCCCUAUCCUUUUGGGCACUCUUAAAUCAUGGGACUUGUCACAGUGAAGCAGCACUAAACCUCUAGAGUCUGUCACACCAGUAAGAGAAAGAAGAGGCUUUAUCAGUAGCUGGCUGAGAGUGUGGAGAUUCAAAAACACUUUUAUGCAAAGUCUAGCUACACUUUGAGAAACCAGAGGCCAACGCUCCCAACGUGCAGCUCAACCAACAUCCCACGACCCACUGUAUGCACGUGUGAAUGCUAAGUUAAAAAUGAGUGCUAUGAGUCUUUUGAGUGAUAACUUUUUCUUUUCCAGAUUUUCUUUUUUUUCUUUUUUUUUAGUUGUCAGAGUGCAAAUGAAACAAUGAUGACAGGAGUGUGUAUUUGUGAAAUUGUGUGUGCGUAUACGUGUGUGCAUUGUGCAACCUGAAAGAGAGACUUUGGAGGAAAAGCCAUUUAUUUUGCCAACUGAUUCUCCGGUUUCUGCUCUGACUCUUGGUUUAUCGAUCAGGUUUCCAGACCUGUUCCCUGUGACUAAAUCUGAUAAUAUGGGCAUCUCUGAAACGAACUAUUAGAUAUCAUAUUUACUUUUUAUCUUAAGUUUAAAGGUAUACUAUGCAGGAUUGUCAGUUACUGUUUGCAAACACGCCCGGCAGCGAAAGUCAAAGUAAAAGCCAACCCCAGAUUCACUCUUGUUUGGCAUUUCACCUCGCUGUAUUUGCAUUUUCUUAGCGCUGUGUCUCUUGGAUGGCUGCUGCUUACAGUCUGGCACUUGGCUGGCUACGUUUUUAUAAAACCCUGACCUCACCUGUGUACGCCCAUAAAUGUCCUGAACACAGAAAAUAAGAAACUACAGGCAGAGGGCAGAGAGUCUCUGCAGAUAAAUUUAACACCAUACACUUCUAGUGGGUCAUAAGUCAGUCUCUCCAGGAUGUUGCAACGUUGCACUCGCAGAAAUGAACACAAAUUCAGCCAAUCCCCAUGAAUUCUGCAACUUUACUGCAAGUUUGAAUAUUUAAAACGGAAAAAAAUCGUAUUGAAUUGUAGAGCUGCGUGCAGCAUAUUAAUUCACUUAGUCCCUCCUUGCCCUUCUUUCUCUUUUUAUCAUGGGACUACUGAUGCAUCUGCGACAGUGCCACAUACAUAGCAUCACACGGCUAAUGUUACCCAAUAUUAAUUAAUGGGUUUAAUGACACAAGCUGUUUCGUUGUCGGUGGCGUGAGAUGGUUUGAAUUGUUUAACGGCUCGGUGUUGACUGUUAAGCUGAGUUAGCUAAUGCUAACUAGGUGCAGAGAGAAGGAGGAGAGCAGGUCAUGGAGACAGUCUUUCAGCCCUGCUCAAACAGCAGAUCAUCAUCCACCCCCUCCUUCCAUUACAAAAAGAUUCUUACUCAGUGGGAAACACUGAAUACUUAUAAUAACAGACUUGGAAUCUGAGGCAGCAUUGCAACUAUUUCUGCAAUUUUAAUUUUGCUUCGCAAUGUCAUUGCAAAAAAAAAAAAAGCCUAAAAAUAUCGCAGCAUGCAUCACAGUCUUUGUGAGAAGCUGCCAUGAAAUCAGGCUGCAACAAUCCGAAAAACAGCUGCAAUAUCCUUGAGGGACUGAUGAGCUAUGAUUAAGAGGGAAAAGUUCUGUAUGAGUCCGUAUAUUUUUUUUUAGAAAGAUCCUGCAUUGUUUUUACGCUGUCAUAGUUCUGCAAACUUAAAUGUGAUGCAAUUUUUGUCCACUGGAGGGAGCCAGCCAUCACUCUAACAAACAUGAUGAGAUCAACACUGAGAAACAGAACUCUCAUUAACAGUAUAGCUUCCAUGAUUUGUCCAAGUUUAGUCUCCAUCAUUGUACAGGAACAUGUCUUUCUAAAGCUAGAAUGUAGAGCCAACAGCUAUAUAAUAUUAAGCCUUCUGUAGUCACACAUGAUGAAGGCCUCUCCCCACACAUUACUGGCACUUUGCAUACACACAUCUAUAAUAUAUUAGAAGAAUAUAGCAGAAUAUUCAUUAUUAGUUCUAAUGCAGUAUUAGAGAUCUCCCUGGUUAUUGUCUGAAGUUAAGAUUUAGUCUAGUUUACAUGCUUGCAUUAAAAUUAAACAAGAUAACAGGAUUAAUGCGCACGAUGCCAACAAGACAUUGAAGUCAAGCCAUAUGAAGAGCUGUAAAAACAUUACUUCACAUGUUCUUUGUCACCCCGCUCUGAAUUUUCAUAUUGAAGCUGUCUGUGGCUUUUUGUCAUAUUAAGUUGAAUGUAUUUGAUGAAUGUAGAAGAAGUUAAACAUUAAUUCACCCAAAGAUUCGACGUUGUAUAUCUGCAUUGACCUGGCAGUUUUAUUAGUGUAAUUAUUGUUCUGAAAAUUCCUGUCUCUUGUUAAAAUGUUAGCACAUUCAGGCCUGCAAAUGCUCUUGCUCAUCACUGGUGAACUGCUUAAACACAUUAGAGAAUUUUAGUUCAGUUAUUUCAGAUUAACCGCACCAGUAAAAUUACAAUGAAAUGACACCCUCAUGUUGUCUUGAAGAAUUGUUGCUGCAUAUUUAAUUGCACUAACUGGCUGAUCUAUGCACUGAGUACCGCGACUUCCUGUGCAUACUUUUCUCCUCCACAAGUACAGUUAAGUCCCGAAGGGUUUAUCGACUCUGUGAUUUUUAUCUCAUCAACCACAGCCAGUGUGUGAGACCACCUCGUCAGGUAAACACCCUUUUAAUUGAGGCGCUAACUGUAAGCCCCAGGGUUACUGAGCUUUGACAACAUGACAACACCAGCCGAUACAACAUGUCACGUGGCUCUCUGUGCAUUACCUGUGCAACACCUUAAAUGUCUCGCCCUGCCGUCAGAGGUAUUCGCUGUCAAUGUCAAUUCAUCAAGUGUGUUUUGUCCCCUGCUGUGAUGAGGUUUCCACUGGCCAGAUUGCAGAAUGAAUCAGUUGGCAUUAGACUCAUACAACAGCACAUUUAUGAGAGUGAGGAAGUGCAAACAGAUGAAAGCUUUUUUCCCUGUAUGUCUGAUGAAUGUUUGUAUGAUUAAAUUAUCACUGAAAGUC